UAAGCCCCCAAUCUUUCAUAGCAAUAUGAACAGUAUCUGUUUAAUGUUGCGUGAAUUAGCCCACAAGAAUGAAAAAGAUUUAUUUGACUAUAUUUUUAACAAUUUGUACUUGCAAUGUACUUUUAGGUUCCAACAAACCACAAUGCUUCAAGUUUACAUGGAUCCCAAGGGGUGAGAGAGAUUGCACAGUCUACAAUGAAGAAUAUCCAAAUAUUCCUUGUAAAAAACCUAUAUUAAAUUAUACAGAACUAAAUACAACUAAACUGUGGAACGACAUACAAAAUAAUGAAAACUCAGAUUGUCUUGAGCCACUGGAAUCUGAUUGUAGUGUUUGCAUAAAGUAUACAUAUGUAUAUAAUAGAAAAAUUAUAAACGCCAGUUAUUUUUGUGGAAAAGUCAUAGAAGACCAGGCAAUAGCAGUUACAUCAGGCUGUUAUGUUACAUAUAUUGAAGGAUUUGCCGUUGAAGCAUGUGCUUGUCAAUCCGAAGCCGGCCGUAUGCCUUGCAAUUCGACAAUAAGAAAUACAUAUUCAAUACUAAUUAUUUUUAUGGCUACUUUACCGUUUAUAUAUAAAAUUUUUAAUAUUCCCUGACACUUUCGGAUUGUUUUAUGCCUCUGAUAUGGAUAAAAUUGUACAAAUUAUAUAUAUAUAUAUAUAUAUAACAUUUAUUACAAUUUAUAUGCAAUUAUCAAUUAAGCGUAUAUCUUUUUACA
Formica exsecta is the source of this 715-nucleotide messenger RNA. RefSeq lists its product as uncharacterized. The coding region runs from base 69 to 593 and encodes 174 amino acids. The record is from RefSeq and is a predicted model, not a curated record. Lineage: Eukaryota; Metazoa; Arthropoda; Insecta; Hymenoptera; Formicidae. The transcript has 5 exons.